Gadus morhua (Atlantic cod) is the source of this 1173-nucleotide messenger RNA. Its product is annotated as gap junction beta-3 protein-like. Gene Ontology annotation, molecular function: gap junction channel activity. The coding region runs from base 78 to 794 and encodes 238 amino acids. NCBI's taxonomy places the organism in Eukaryota, Metazoa, Chordata, Actinopteri, Gadiformes, Gadidae. The transcript has a single exon. The record is from RefSeq and is a predicted model, not a curated record. Gene Ontology annotation, cellular component: connexin complex. Gene Ontology annotation, biological process: cell-cell signaling.
GCAGAAAAAACGAAAAAAUAAGUAGCCUACCCAUCCUGACUUACAACUAAAAGGGAACACUUCCAGGCUCAAGAAGCAUGGAUUGGAAGAGCCUUGAGGGUCUGCUCAGUGGGGCCAACAAGUACUCCACCAUCUUCGGGCGCAUCUGGCUGUCGAUCGUCUUCGUCUUCCGGGUGAUGGUGUUCGUGGUGGCGGCAGAGCGCGUGUGGAGCGACGACCAGGCCAACUUUGACUGCGACACCCGGCAGCCCGGCUGCAAAAAUGUCUGCUACAACCACUUCUUCCCGGUCUCCCACAUCCGCCUUUGGUCCCUUCAGCUCAUCUUCGUCACGUGCCCGUCCUUCUUGGUGGUUCUGCACGUGGCGUACCGCGAGGAGCGCGAGCGUAAGUACCGCAUCAAGCACGGCGAGCAGGCGCGUCUCUAUGACAACACGGGACAAAAGCACGGGGGGCUGUGGUGGACCUACCUGUUGAGCCUCUUCUUCAAGACGGCCAUCGAGCUGGGGUUCCUCUACCUCCUCCACCUCAUGUACGACAGCUUCAAGCUCCCCAGGCGCGUCAAGUGCGGCGUCAGCCCCUGUCCCAACGUGGUGGACUGCUACGUGGCCAGACCCACCGAGAAGACAGUUUUCACCUACUUCAUGGUGGCUGCGUCCAUGGUGUGCGUGGUCCUGAACCUGUGCGAGAUAUUCUAUUUGAUCACCGUGCGCCUGUUGACGAUGAAGCGCCAGGGUAGGCCUACAGUCCGCACGGCUUCGAAGAGGAUCAUCUCUGAAAAUAAGGAUUUGAUGUAAAAAAUUGGUUUUGAUCAUUUGUAUUGGUUUGGGGGAUAAAAAAAAGAAAAGACUGCAUGACAUGCGAAGACCUAUAUGGUCUACACACGCCUACUGGUGAUUGUCUUUUACAGUGUCAAGAUUUCGAUAUUUCAAUUGUCAUAUCACAUUAGAAUAUAGGCUACGUACAGUAUGCAUGUGGCAUGGUCUAUGAAUAACUGUAUUCCAUGUUCUGGUAUUCUAAUUUAAACUAAGGGCACUGUUUUAAUGGAAUAUAAUUAAAACAAGGUGCAUUGAUUUAAUGUGUGUUAUGUCAGCCCUUGCCACUUCAAUGCUCAAAAAUCCGAUUUAUAUUCGCUGUAAUCUUCAAGCUGAAAAUAAAACCAAACAUAAAUUGUAA